This is a messenger RNA of Prunus avium (sweet cherry), 712 nucleotides long. The record is from RefSeq and is a predicted model, not a curated record. NCBI's taxonomy places the organism in Eukaryota, Viridiplantae, Streptophyta, Magnoliopsida, Rosales, Rosaceae.
GUCACUGGUCUCCGACAGGCGACAACGAUCACACGGUUUUCCGAAUUCAGACAAAAUAAAAACAACAAAAUAAAAUAAAUUUUCACGUCAUCAAACAGUGUAGUGUUUGGUGCUCAUACACUUAUAAAACGACGCAGUGUGUGUGGACCUAAAGUCUCUGGAGACAGAGACGAAGACUGAGGCAGAGAGAGAGAGAGAAUGGCGCUUCCCAUGGAAAUCGGGGUAGCGAUCGCGGUGUUUCUGAUGGCGGUAGCCAUGGAAUCGGACGGUCGAGAGCUGCGGCCGUCGGAUCACGGACUCCGAUACCAGGGCUCGCCGCCGCCGAGCGCGAAGUCGCCGACGGAAGUGAAGUCUUUCUUCGUCGGGGGAGGAGGAGGAGGCGGAGGAGGGGGAGAAAAUUCGCCGACGGCAUUGCCGAAGGCGAUGAACUCGAGCGACCCGUCGUGGUGGAACGGCGUCGUCUCACGCGGCGGCGGGCACAGAGAUCACGUGAGGGACGUGUUGUUGCUGGCCAGCUUGGUUUGUGGGAUUACAGGUGUCGCUCUGUUUGUGGCGUCUGCCGUUGUGUAUCUGUUAAGGAACCGAAAGCAUAAAUCAUUACCAUCAUCAGCGUCAUCAUGAGGUAAUGAUCUCUAUUAUAACAACUAGUGCUUGCCUGGAUUUCUGCUCCAUUUUUUUCUUUUUCUUUUUCUUUUUUAUGUUUUUCGUGAGU